This is a messenger RNA of Arabis nemorensis, 210 nucleotides long. Lineage: Eukaryota; Viridiplantae; Streptophyta; Magnoliopsida; Brassicales; Brassicaceae. The record is from the annotation of a GenBank genome assembly.
AUGGGUCAAAGACCAUCGGGAGGUUUAAAUCGGCAAGGAGAUCGGAAACCUGAUGGUGGCGAGAAGAAAGAGAAGAAGUUCGAGCCGGCUGCACCACCGGCUCGUGUCGGGAGAAAGCAGAGGAAACAUAAAGGUUCUGAGGCGGCGGCUCGACUCCCGACGGUGACAGUGCAAGCUCCGGUUACUGAAAUUGGAUCGGCUAAUGAAUAG